This is a messenger RNA of Monoraphidium neglectum, 468 nucleotides long. RefSeq lists its product as hypothetical. The transcript has 2 exons. The coding region runs from base 1 to 468 and encodes 155 amino acids. Gene Ontology annotation, molecular function: protein kinase activity; ATP binding. Lineage: Eukaryota; Viridiplantae; Chlorophyta; Chlorophyceae; Sphaeropleales; Selenastraceae. Gene Ontology annotation, biological process: protein phosphorylation. The record is from RefSeq and is a predicted model, not a curated record.
AUGCACGCCUCCCGCUCCCUAGCGGGCGCUCGGCUGCGAGGCGCUGCCCGGACAUCCGGCAGCGCCAGCACCCGCCGCUUGCACGCGGCCGCUGCGCCGGUCCUGCGCCGCAGCGGCCCGCAUGCGCGCGGCGCACGGGCCCCGGCGCCCCGUGCUGCCGCGCGGCGCGGCCUUAGCGUCAACGCCCUCCUGGAUUACGUCGCGACUGCAAGCGAUGACGGCGUCCUGCGGCUGCCGGCGCGCACUGAGCUUGAUCCCGAGGAGAUUAAGAACGUGUACAACUACCCCAGGAACUUGCCGGACAACUACCACAUUGGCAAGGUCAUCGGCGCCGGCAGCUUCGGCACAGUGCGCGAGGCUGUCUCGAUCGCCACAGGCCACACGUACGCGGUCAAGACAGUCUCCAAAGUGCCCAAGCGCGGCCCGCCGACGCCCAGGUGCGAGGAGCCUCAGGCGAUUGGGGGCUGA